AUGCAUACGACUGCUCAGCCGAAAUCAUGGGACGUCCCUGUGGACUAUGCCCGCCCAAUGAAAGUCAUCUGCAUUGGCGCCGGCAUGUCUGGCAUUCUUUGCGGCAUUCGGUUCAAGCAGAGGAUACCCAACCUCGAUCUAGUCAUCUACGAUAAGAACGAAGAGGUCGGGGGUGUUUGGUUGGAAAACAAAUACCCAGGAGUGACUUGUGAUGUUCCCUCGGUAUCUUUUCAAUACACGUUCGAGAAUAAUCCCUACUGGUCACACUUCUUUUCUCCGGGCCCCGAGAUUGGUAAAUAUUUCAAAGACACGGCGGAGAAGUAUGGUGCCCGCAGACUGGUCAAGUUCCGGCACGUUUUCAAGUCUGCCCGGUGGCUAGACGCAGAGGCAAAGUGGGAGGUGACGAUGCUGAGGCUCGAGGACAACACGGUCUUCAAGGACUACUGCGACGUGUUCGUCAAGGCCACCGGUAACCUUAACAAGUGGAUGUGGCCCAAGAUCGACGGCCUUCACAAAUUCAAAGGUGAUCUCGUCCACAGUGCUAACUGGGACGAAAGCUUCGAGUAUGAGGGAAAGCGAGUUGCUGUUCUAGGUUAUGGCGCCACAGCUGUGCAGCUAGUGCCCGCCAUCCUGCCCAAAGUGAAGUAUAUGGAUCAUUACGUGAGAGGACAAGCUUGGAUCUCCCCAGCCGGUUACGUCGCCGCUGACCCUCGAAAGGCCAGUGGCGAUGUACACAACUUUGCACACCCGCCUGCAGAACAGCAGGAGUUUGCGACGAACCCGCAAGCCAAUCUGGCCUACCGGCACAAGGUUGAAAACUUUGUGAACAACUUCCAGCUUGUCCACUGGGUCGGCUCUGAUAUGAACAAGACCUUUUCAAAAGCAACAGAAGAUUCCAUGCUGAGGAGGCUAGCCAAGAAGCCAGAGAUCUUCGAAGCCAUCAGACCAAGCUACCCGGUCCUAUGCCGCCGGGUCUCCCCAGGUCCCAAGUAUCUCGAAGCCCUGACGGAAGACAAACUCAACUUCAUUCCCAAGGGUAUCAGACAGGUGACCGAGACAGGAAUCGUUGGCGACGACGGAGUCCUCAGAGAGGUGGAUGCGAUCAUCUGCGCAACGGGUUUCGAUACGUCUUUGAGGUUGGACCACAACCCGAUAUAUGGCAAGAAUGGCGUAUCAUUAGAUAAAUUGUGGGAAGAUGAACCAGCCGCAUACAUGUCCAUGUGCCCCCCCGAGAUGCCGAACUGCUUCUUCUUUGUCGGUCCAAAUGGCGCACCGGGCGCCGGAUCCACCAUUCAGAUGAGCGAGGUCACCUGCGAAUAUAUGAUUAAAUGUAUCCUCAAGAUCCAGCGGGAGAAUAUCAGGUGGAUGAAACCCAAGCAAUCCGCUAUCAAGGCAUUCAUGAAGCAAGUCGAUCGAUACUUUGCGAAGACGACAUUCGCCUUUACGUGUAAUAAUUGGGCGAAGAGAACCGCCAACGGCAGAAUGCUUGGCUACUGGCCUGGUUCCGCGGUCCACCAGCGAGCGACGUUGGCGCAUCCACGUUUCGAGGACUUUGAUUACGAAUCAAACGACACUGAUGAGCUUGACAGUCUGGCCUGGAUGGGCAAUGGCAUGAUCAUGGCCCAGGAGUUGAAGUCGUCCACGACGGGCUAUCUCGAUUCCUCAGACAAGCCCCCCCUCGCGGUUCCUUUGGGAGAAGAGCCACUGUCGCAGGUUUCAGUUGGGAAGGCUGCCGACCUGGCUUUGGAGGACUUUUCUGUUCCUGGAGUGAUAGUUGUCUGA
Clonostachys byssicola is the source of this 1782-nucleotide messenger RNA. Lineage: Eukaryota; Fungi; Ascomycota; Sordariomycetes; Hypocreales; Bionectriaceae. The record is from the annotation of a GenBank genome assembly.